This is a messenger RNA of Neohortaea acidophila, 1617 nucleotides long. Its product is annotated as major facilitator superfamily domain-containing protein. Lineage: Eukaryota; Fungi; Ascomycota; Dothideomycetes; Mycosphaerellales; Teratosphaeriaceae. The transcript has a single exon. Gene Ontology annotation, biological process: transmembrane transport. Gene Ontology annotation, cellular component: membrane. Bases 1 to 1617 code for a protein of 538 amino acids. Gene Ontology annotation, molecular function: transmembrane transporter activity. The record is from RefSeq and is a predicted model, not a curated record.
AUGGCUUCGAGCAAGGCACGGCACACCACGGUGACUGCGCGCGAGUACGCAGGAUCAGACGAGACCACGCCACUGCUCCCCUCCUCAACCCCAAUCCCCAAGCUCAUCUCCAAAGCCUCUCCUCGCACCCUCAUCAUCCUCGUCAUCGUCGUCAUCCUCCUGGCUUCAUGCGGCGACCAACUCAUGGAAAGUCCGCAAACACGCAUCUUCGAAUCCGUCAUCUGCUACCGCUACUACGAAGCCACCGACCCCAGCAAACUUCUAGUCGGCCGGGAGGCCGUCGGACCCGGGGCCAUCGGCGGCGUGGCGGAGAUGUGGUGCAAAGUCAGUCCGGUGCAGAGCAAGGUGGCCUCGUUGCGCGGUUGGCAGUUCACGCUUGAAGGCAUUCCCUCGCUCCUGCUGGCCCUGCCUGCCGGCUGGGCCGCAGACACCAUCGGCCGCAAACCCGUCGCGAUUCUGGGUCUCCUCGCCUUCCCUCUGCGCGCCGCAUGGAUGCAACUCGUCACCUUCUUCUGGCAGGCGUUUGACGUGCGCAUGUCGUGGAUCUCCGCCGUCUUUGCGUCGAUCGGCGGCGGCAGCACCGCCUUGACGAGCGUCAUGUAUGUCAUCGUCUCCGACAUCACCACCGAGGCCAACCGGGCCAACGUCUUUGUCCUCCUCUCGGGCUUCAACCUGCUGGCAGCGCUGUUCAUGCCGCCCCUGGCCGCUCUGCUCAUGGAGACCAACCCCUGGAUCGCCUGUCUGGCAGGCACAUGCCUCCAGCUCCUCGCCAUACCAACAUUCCUCUUCUUCCCCGAAACCUUGAACUACAACCACUCUCCCCCGCCGCCCAUCGUGCCAGAACCCACAACCGCACCUCACGGCAAUCACGCUGACUCCCCCGCCCCGCCCCCAGGAUUCUGGCGCGCCCUCCCCACCAGAAGCAAAAACGCCACCGCCUUCCUCACCCGCGACUGGCGCAUCCUCGCUCUCACAGCCCCCUUCCCCUUCCUCUUCCUCGGCGGCAACGCCACGCAACUCCUAAUCCAAUACGUCAGCGCGCGCUACGAAAUCAAGCUCUCGAAAGCCAUCCUCAUCACCACAAUCCGCAUGAUAGUAGUAACAAUCAUCCUCUUCGCCGGCCUCCCCCUCCUCUCCAAACUCCUCCUCCGCAAAUACGCCUUCUCCCCGCGCCGCAAAGACCUCAAUCUCGGACGUCUCUCCCUCCUCUUCGGCGCCCUAGGCUGGAUCCUGUGCGGCUUCGCGCCCACCAUCCCCGUCGUCAUCGUCGCCCUGACCAUCAGCGCGCUCGGCGUCGGCUCCGUCCCAAUGCUGCGCAGCUUCAUCACCUCCAUCGUCGAGAAGCAGCAUAUUGCGCGCGUGUACGCCAUCAUCACCGUGCUGGACACGCUGGGCGGCAUGGCGGGGUCGCCGGUGAUGGCGAAGCUGUUUUCGCGCGGUUUCGCGCUCGGCGGGUAUUGGACGGGGUUGCCUUUUUACUUUCUCGGGUCGAUGACGGGCGCGUGCGCGGUGUUGAUUUUUGGGGUGAAUUUGCGCAAGGGGGAGGAUGUGUGUGCUGUGCAGGACUCCGAGGAAGAGGAAGAGGAGGCAAGAGAGGAAGAGGUGCCAACGGUAUAG